GGUGUCUCUCUCCCUAAUCAAAGCAAGCAAGGGAUCACCAAAGGUAGCUAUAGCAGCUGUUCGCUUCUUCGUCUCCGCGUCCCUCCCACCUCCACCCACCCAGCUCAUCAUGGCCUACCGCCGGAAGCAGCAGGGGCCCGUCGCCUCCGACGAUCGCCGGACUCCCCAGCCCCAGGGUUCGGCUGCUUCGUCUUACAACUACACGUCAAUGGAUAGCAUGCGUGAGCCUAAGGUUGGAUUAUGGGGAGCUUUGGCAAGAAAAGCUAAGGGGAUUCUCGAUGAGGAUGCUGCCGCUCACAAGUUCGAAGACUAUGGGAAAGUUCCAAGUACUACUCGCAAGCCUAACUCAUCGGAUGGAGCUCAGGCCCCUCAAUCUCGUUGGUCGUUCGACAACUAUGGAGGGACAAGGAGCGAACCUCGGAAGAGGUCAGAGGCACUUGCUGCUUCUGUCAACCAGUUUGGUGGAAGAAUCAAAAACGCCUUGGAAGAAGGUCUCAUUAUUGUCGAUAAUAAGACAUCAAACAUCAUCGAGGAAACAAAGAAGAUACAAAUUAGAAGGAAGCCUAACAAUUCCAGUUCACAUAUGCAGAGCCCUGCUGCAGAUGCAUUCACCCCUCCAAGUUUCUCACUGAAUAAAGUUGAGGCAGCCCAGGAGACUCAAUUAAAAGCUUCUCGCGACGUUGCUAACGCGAUGGCUACUAAAGCAAAACUUGUACUUCGUGAACUGAAAACUGUUAAAGCGGACCUAGCCUUUGCGAAGCAGCGCUGCACUCAGCUAGAAGAAGAGAACAAAAUGUUGCGUGAAACUAAGCAGAAAGGGGUCAAAAUUGAAGAGGAUGAUGACCUGAUCCGCAUGCAACUGGAAACGUUACUGGCCGAGAAAUCAAGGCUGGCACAGGAGAACUCCAUGUAUGCCCGUGAAAAUCGCUUCCUGCGUGAAAUAGUAGAUUUUCACCAGUUCGCCGCCCACAAUGUGGUCUCCUUUGGCGAUGGCAAUAUGAAAGACAGCAAGCUAGAAGAAGAUACCAAUCGUGCAUACACUGAAAACAUGUUUCCGGUGGUUGAAGCUUAUUUAGCUCAGGAAGAAGUAUCUCCCGUCCCCUCCAGGCCGGACUCUCCUAUCCUUAGCCCAGGCGAGUCAUCAUCCCCAGCAUCCAUCGUUUCUGUAGACAAUGUUGUUGAUUCGCCGAGGAACGUCUCGAAGCCAAAUGAGUUGGUGUCUGACAAAGAUUGAUGCGUGCCGGCUUCUACUCUGCUUGUUGGGGCUUGCAAUGGGUUUGGUUGUGAGUAGCGUGCAUAAAUUUUUGUCCAUUCUGUUGUCCACAUCCUUUUGCAGUUGUAAUGGUUAUUAGCAGGUUUCUGCUUUUGUGUGAGAUAAAGAGUAUACGGGCUGAUAUUUUUCCUUGUGUUGGUGAAGUUGGCUAGUGUUCAACUGUUCGUAUAUAGGCAAAGUGUGUGCAGUACGGUUUGGUUUUCAUGCUUGUAGGGUUGGUGAAAUGGACGGUACUUUAUACUCUCUGAAGGGUGGGUGUAUACUGUGACUAAUAACAUGGAGAUGAUGGAUCAA
Molecule: messenger RNA, 1567 nt
Organism: Hordeum vulgare subsp. vulgare (domesticated barley)
Lineage: Eukaryota; Viridiplantae; Streptophyta; Magnoliopsida; Poales; Poaceae
Exons: 6
Coding region: 110-1234 (374 amino acids)
Source: RefSeq, a predicted model, not a curated record